This is a messenger RNA of Sphenostylis stenocarpa, 588 nucleotides long. The record is from the annotation of a GenBank genome assembly. Lineage: Eukaryota; Viridiplantae; Streptophyta; Magnoliopsida; Fabales; Fabaceae.
AUGGCCAUUACAGCGUUAUGGAUCGGCCUUCUACAAACUUCUGUGGUUCCACGCAGUUAUACUUGGCUGCUACCUAUAUAUUUUGUUGUGUCUUUAGGAUGUUACGGUCUAUUAAUGGUAGGAGUGGGCCUGAUGAAUUUUCCAACCUGUCCUCAAGAAGCUGUAUUGUUGCAGAAGGAAUCCAGUAGAGCUAAUCUUUAUGGCCUGAUUAUAGUAGACUGGUUCAGGAUUCAUGGUGUGGCAAAAUUGAAGCCAUUGUGCCUUGUUAGAAUUCAGAUAUGGUCUGCCGAUUGUCAUGUCACCAAAGAAUAUUUAGCUGCUGACAGUUACCCGAUUGGGACUUUGAGAACAUCGGAAAGUGAUAUUGAACUAGCUCACCCAUUAGGCCCCAUGCCAAUCUUCCCUUUCUAUGCAUUGUUGAUGCCAUCAACGAAUGUCACCCCGAAGUUUUGCCUUCGGAUUCUUCUCUUCCUUUUGUUGUCCCUACCUAGUGGUCUCCCGCACAAUGUCAUGCUCAAUUUUAACCCGUGGUCAAUGAGCUUCGACACCAUGGCUCUCACUUUGCUAUACGCCAUGGAAAUAACUUAG